Messenger RNA from Bipolaris zeicola 26-R-13, 750 nucleotides. RefSeq lists its product as uncharacterized. The transcript has a single exon. The record is from RefSeq and is a predicted model, not a curated record. Gene Ontology annotation, biological process: SRP-dependent cotranslational protein targeting to membrane, signal sequence recognition; SRP-dependent cotranslational protein targeting to membrane. Gene Ontology annotation, cellular component: signal recognition particle, endoplasmic reticulum targeting. Bases 1 to 750 code for a protein of 249 amino acids. Gene Ontology annotation, molecular function: 7S RNA binding. Lineage: Eukaryota; Fungi; Ascomycota; Dothideomycetes; Pleosporales; Pleosporaceae.
AUGAAUCCCCGCGUUGAAGAGGUCAGCGACUCGGACAGCGAGCCGUCCGAGAUGGACAUUGACGACGUUCCCUAUCUGAUGAAUGCGAGCAAUGCGCCCAGCACCGGCAACACAACCAUGAUGCCGCCAGCCAUGGCCUCGCAGAUGCUGCAGCCCCAAUCGCCCUCGAUCAAGACGACGACGGACCGCGAAAAGUCAAAACACUACCAAUGCCUGUACCCCAUAUACUUUGAUAUAUCACGAAGUAGGGCGGAGGGUCGCCGUGUGGGCAAGGAGCUGGCUGUGGAAAACCCUCUUGCCCGGGAAAUGGCAGACGCGGCAGCAGACCUUGGUUUGCGGACAGUCUUUGAGCCCGACAAGACCCACCCCAAGGACUGGAGCAACCCUGGUAGAGUGCGUGUUCUACUAAAGCACGAGGGUAAGAACAUGCACCAGCAGAUUAAAAAUAAGCACCACCUCUACAUCAUCAUCUCGCAAGCCCUCAAGGCGAACCCAACACAGAAGAACACUCCCUUCCGACUGCCAAUUGCAGGUCUACCCAUGCCCAAGGAGAUGCCAGAACCAGCGAUACCCAAGGGCUGGAAGAUGAACAAGAUUCUCCCCUUGCACUCUCCAGCCCUAACAGGAGGCGGUGUCAGCGAGAACUUUUUACAGGACAUGAUGGCCGAGAUGACAGGCGAGGCAGGCGGCAGCGGGGCAAGUAGCGGGGCAGAGUCCAAAAAGAAGAUAAAGGACAAAAAGAAAAAGUGA